This is a messenger RNA of Homalodisca vitripennis (glassy-winged sharpshooter), 576 nucleotides long. RefSeq lists its product as uncharacterized. The record is from RefSeq and is a predicted model, not a curated record. The transcript has a single exon. NCBI's taxonomy places the organism in Eukaryota, Metazoa, Arthropoda, Insecta, Hemiptera, Cicadellidae. The coding region runs from base 1 to 576 and encodes 191 amino acids.
AUGGUUGUCCUCAAGAAAAUAUUGCAUGCACAAUAUAAGAAAACCCUCACGGACUUCGACUACUGUGCAUUUAGCAGUGUGCUUGAUCAAUGUAAGAUCCUUUCUAGAGCUUCUAAGGCUAACUACGUCCACUUUGUUGACUCAGCUAUCUCAUCUAAAGUAAAAGUCUUUUGGAGCUUUGUCAACGAUUUAAGACGAAAAUCUUCUGUUCCGAGUGAGAUGAACUUCGGUGACUCAGUGUCUUCCCAUCCAGGAACGAUGUGUACUAUGUUCAGCAAAUUCUUCUCUUCGGAGUAUGCGCCUGCUGACAACAGUUCACCACCAACAAAGGCAUAUGAGACUCCUUUUACCUUUUCCGAGGUCUUAGUUACUGCUGAAGCAAUCAAUAAAAGGCUGAAAGCUCUCGACGCUUCUAAGGGAUGCGGCCCAGAUAACAUUACUCCUGGAGUCCUGAAGCAUUGCCGCGCCGAAUUAGCCCCCAUCCUUCUCUUUUUGUUUAACCUGAGCCUGGCCAAUGGAGUUUUUCCUGAAAAUCCUGAAGGAGGGUUACGUCGUACCCAUUUUCAAAUCUGGUGA